AUGUUCUUGUGGCACAGCGCUGCCUUGGCUUUGCAGCUGGGAUCCACACCCUGGUUUGCAGGCGAGGUUGGUGUCAUCAGAUGUCCCAUAUGCCGCCAAGAAUGCAGACAGAUAGAUCUAGUGGAUAACUACUUUGUAAAAGACACCUCAGAAACACCAAGCAGCUCCGAUGAGAAGUCAGAACAGGUGUGUACAAGCUGUGAAGAUAACGCUAGUGCUGUUGGAUUUUGCGUAGAGUGUGGGGAAUGGUUGUGCAAGACUUGCAUAGAAGCUCAUCAGCGAGUAAAAUUUACUAAAGAUCAUAUGAUCAGAAAAAAAGAAGAUGUAUCUUCAGAGGCCGUGGGAGCAUCUGGUCAACGUCCUGUUUUCUGUCCUGUCCACAAACAAGAGCAGUUAAAACUUUUCUGUGAAACAUGUGACAGGCUGACAUGCAGAGACUGUCAGUUACUGGAACACAAAGAACACAGGUAUCAGUUUCUGGAAGAAGCUUUUCAGAACCAGAAGGGAGCCAUUGAGAACCUAUUGGCCAAACUUCUUGAGAAAAAGAAUUACGUCAAUUUUGCAGCCGCCCAAGUUCAGAAUAGGAUAAAAGAAGUAAAUGAAACUAACAAGCGAGUAGAGCAGGAGAUCAAAGUGGCUAUAUUCACCCUCAUCAAUGAAAUCAAUAAAAAGGGAAAAUCUCUCCUACAGCACCUUGAGAAUGUAACAAAGGAGAGACAGAUGAAGUUAAUACAGCAACAAAAUGACAUCACUGGUCUGUCACGGCAAGUGAAACAUGUGAUGAACUUUACUAAUUGGGCUAUUGCCAGUGGCAGCAGUACUGCUUUGCUGUACAGUAAACGGCUGAUAACAUUCCAGUUACGUCAUAUCUUAAAGGCACGUUGUGAUCCUGUCCCAGCUGCCAAUGGAGCAAUACGCUUCCAUUGUGACCCUACCUUCUGGGCAAAGAAUGUCGUCAAUUUAGGUAACCUUGUCAUUGAAAACAAACCGACUCCUAGUUACACUCCUAAUGUAGUGGUUGGACAAACUCCUCCAGGAACAAACCACAUCAGCAAAGCUCCAGGACAAAUCAAUUUAGCGCAGCUUCGACUUCAGCAUAUGCAGCAGCAAGUGUACGCACAAAAGCAUCAGCAGCUGCAGCAGAUGAGGAUGGGGCAGCCAGCUGGGUCGGUUCCCAGGCAGACGAGUCCGCAAAUCUUACAGCAGCAGCCUCCCAGGUUGAUCAGCAUGCAGACCAUGCAGAGGGGUAACAUGAACUGUGGGGCUUUCCAAGCACAUCAGAUGAGAAUGGCUCAGAAUGCUGCUCGUAUACCAGGAGUACCACGCCACAAUGGACCACAAUACUCCAUGAUGCAACCUCACCUUCAAAGACAACAUUCUAACCCUGGCCAUGCGGGGCCUUUUCCAGUUGUUUCUGUGCACAACACCACUAUUAAUCCAACUAGUCCUACUACAGCAACAAUGGCAAGUGCAAACCGUGGUCCAACAAGUCCGUCCGUUACAGCGAUCGAACUCAUUCCCUCUGUAACAAACCCAGAGAAUUUACCUUCCCUGCCGGAUAUCCCACCCAUCCAGCUUGAAGAUGCUGGUUCAAGUAGCUUAGAUAACCUUCUAAGUAGAUACAUAACAGGCAGCCACCUACCCCCACAACCUACAAGUACCAUGAAUCCCUCCCCAGGACCUUCAGCUCUGUCUCCGGGGUCAUCAGGUUUAUCCAACUCCCACACUCCUGUGAGGCCACCUAGUACCUCCAGCACAGGGAGCAGAGGAAGCUGUGGCUCCUCGGGCAGAACUGCUGAGAAAACUAGCGUUAACUUCAAAUCUGACCAAGUGAAAGUCAAGCAAGAGCCAGGGACGGAGGAAGAGAUAUGCAGUUUCUCAGGAACAGUAAAACAGGAGAAAACAGAGGAUGGCAGGAGGAGUGCUUGCAUGCUUAGCAGUCCUGAGAGCAGCUUGACACCACCACUGUCCACUAACUUGCAUCUGGAAAGUGAAUUAGAAGCGUUAGGAAGUCUUGAAAAUCAUGUGAAGGCUGAACCAGCAGAUUUAAGUGAAAGCUGCAAACAGUCUGGACAUGGCCUUGUAAACGGAAAAUCCCCAGUGCGGAGUCUGAUGCACCGGUCGGCCAGGAUUGGAGGAGAAGGCAAUAACAAGGAUGACGAUCCAAAUGAAGACUGGUGUGCUGUAUGCCAAAACGGAGGGGAUCUCUUAUGUUGUGAAAAGUGCCCAAAGGUGUUUCACCUGACCUGUCACGUACCGACACUCCUCAGCUUUCCAAGUGGAGAGUGGAUAUGUACAUUCUGCAGAGAUCUGAGCAAACCAGAAGUAGAAUAUGAUUGUGACAAUUCACAACACAGCAAGAAAGGGAAAACUGCACAAGGCCUGAGUCCUGUGGACCAGAGGAAAUGUGAACGUCUCCUGCUUUACCUGUAUUGCCAUGAGCUGAGCAUUGAAUUUCAAGAGCCAGUGCCAGCCUCGAUACCAAACUACUAUAAAAUUAUAAAGAAACCAAUGGAUUUAUCUACAGUGAAAAAGAAACUGCAAAAGAAGCAUUCCCAACACUACCAGACUCCUGAGGAUUUUGUGGCAGAUGUCCGGUUAAUCUUCAAGAACUGUGAAAGGUUUAAUGAAAUGAUGAGAGUUGUUCAAGUUUAUGCAGAAACACAAGAGAUUAAUUUGAAGGCUGAUUCAGAAGUAGCGCAGGCAGGGAAGGCAGUUGCAUUAUACUUUGAAGAUAAACUCACAGAGAUCUACCCAGACAGGACCUUCCAGCCUUUGCCUGAAUUUGAGCAGGAGGAGGAUGAUGGUGAAAUAACUGAGGACUCCGAUGAGGAUUUUAUACAACCACGUAGAAAACGCCUAAAAUCAGAUGAGAGACCAGUGCAUAUAAAGUAAUCUAAUGAUAUGGACCUAAAUUUUAUUGUAAAAACUGUUAUUUAAGUGUUCCUGGAAUAUUAUCAUGCCUACAGUGGCCAUCUUGAAGAAGCUGAUAGCUUUUUACACAGUGUUAGAUUACAAAAACCCACUUGUACAGAAAAGCAUUCUCAAGAGGGGAAAAAAAUGUAUUUUAAAUUUUUGGUUGUGUUUUUUUUUUCUUUUUUGCCCUUGAUUACUUGCUGUAUUGUUUCUUUCUGAUGGAGGGGACACACUCAUCCUGAUCUCACAGACAGAGGUGGAUGAAUGUUGAAGAGAAGCAGCUCUGAUAAGAGUUGUUCCGUGUACAGAUAAGACUGCUUAGUGAAAUGUUCUGCAGGACUGGACUAGUGCAGUUGCUGUAUCUUGUGUUCAUGCAGUGUAAACUGUAAGCAGCGUUCCUGAAAUCAACCCCCUCUUUGUGUGAACUUAAGUGCGUGUUGGUCGUUGCCUUUAUCAUCUCAUUUAAGUGGUAUUGUGAAUAACUGAUCUUCUGUGUUGAUCCAGUUAUCUAAAUUUUACUUUCUUUUAUACAUUUUAUGUAUA
Messenger RNA from Apaloderma vittatum (bar-tailed trogon), 3459 nucleotides. It is a transcript of the gene TRIM33, whose product is annotated as tripartite motif containing 33. Lineage: Eukaryota; Metazoa; Chordata; Aves; Trogoniformes; Trogonidae. The transcript has 20 exons. Gene Ontology annotation, molecular function: protein binding; zinc ion binding. The record is from RefSeq and is a predicted model, not a curated record. The coding region runs from base 1 to 2895 and encodes 964 amino acids.